AUGCCCGUCACCGAGACCAAAAGUCUAGGCGAAUACGAAGAACUCAUCAAGAAGUUCAGAAUCGUCAUAAUAAACGCAUGUGUGUCAUGGGCCGGCCCUUGCAAGACCAUUAGCCCUAUCUACGACAAACUCUCCAACCAAAUUCCCUACAAUCCGAAAUAUUUUGUCCUCGCUAAACUCGAUAUCGAUGAAGUACCCGAUCUAGCUGAGAAGCUUGAUGUCCCAGGUGUUCCGUUUUUCAUGGCGUAUGAGGAUAGAAAGAGGAAGGAUAAUGUCUUGAUGCCGAGCCCUAGCUCACUUCAGAAAUUCCUUAUUUCGUGGUCUGACAAGGCGGCGGGAGUAUGA
Messenger RNA from Fusarium redolens, 345 nucleotides. Its product is annotated as thioredoxin-like protein. The transcript has a single exon. The coding region runs from base 1 to 345 and encodes 114 amino acids. NCBI's taxonomy places the organism in Eukaryota, Fungi, Ascomycota, Sordariomycetes, Hypocreales, Nectriaceae. The record is from RefSeq and is a predicted model, not a curated record.